AUGGCGGACGCGGCGGCGGCGGGCCUCGAGUUGCACCUGUAUCCGACGCGGUGGGAGGGCAAGAGCGGCGCGAACCCGUCGGGCAGCGUGGCUCGCGAGGUCAGGCGGAACCCGAAGUCGCCCGACUUCACGGGCCUGGAGCGUUCCGCGCAGUCCAGCUUCGACGACUCGGGCGGCCCGAAGACGAAGGAGUUCGACAAGUGCACGGCCGAGCAGCAGAAGACGAACGCGACCGUUCUCAAGAGUCUAAGGCAGGACCUCGAGAAGCAGGAGAACCAGAAGAAGAGGCAGGCCAGUCGCAAUAAGGGCGACGGCCAGCUGGGCGCCGACAUGCACCUGGCGAGCGACGCCACCAGCCGCGCCCCGAUCCAGCUGGAGCGACUCAAGAUCCUGCAGAACGACAUUGUGCCGAAGGAGGUGCUGGGCGUCUGGGGCGCCGACGCCCGCCGGCUUCUGGCCGACCCUUGGGGGUGUAUUGAACGACGAGCUGAUGAUGUCGAAGCAGACGGGCCACCUCCACGCCCGCGCUCCGACCCACGGCUCCGCCAGAGCCGCGAGCUGCUGAAAGGGCUGGCGCUGACUUUGCACCGCGGCGGCCUCGUCGCGUUUGGCCGGGUGCCGAACCAUUGGCGCCGACGGCCGCCGCGCUCCCGCCUGGCGGCGCCAGGUGCGGCCUCGGCGCUCGACCUCGGCGACGCGGCGCUGGAGCAAGGAGCCGCGGCGGCCAUGGAGCUGCGCGGCGCGGCCGUGGACCUCCAGGACGGAUUCUACCAGCCGUGCUUCAAGGUGACGAGCGACUGGUUCGGCCUCGACUGCCGCAUGACCGACGAGGAAGCCGGGAUCGCGGAGAUGUUCGGCGUCGGCUCCUGGCUGCCCGUCGCGGCCGACGAUGCGGUCUGGCCCUGCUUCUGCGGCGUGCCCGUGGGGAUGCGCUGCGAGCGGAAUUUGGCGGAGGCCCAGCUGCUGCGAGACGUGCGGCUUGCUCCGCGGCUCGCCCAGGGCAGUCCCGUCGCGGCGCCGUGCGCCGACAACGGCGGCCUGCUCUGCUUCGACAGCGAGGAUGCCAAUACCUUCUGCGACGCGAUGGUGGCCGCGCUGACCGAGCGCGGCUUCCGGCACGCGCCGCGGCAACUGGAGCUGCGGGCGGGCUGCGCGGGGGAGGUGAUGCGCAUCGUGUUGGGCCACCUGGUGAAUUUCUUCAUGCUGGCUCGGCCCGCCCUGAGCGUGCUCUCGUGCCUGUGUGGCCGCAGCGCCGAGAACUUGGGGGCGCAGCACUGCCCCGCGGCCUUCUGCUCGGACGCCUGCGCGACGGGCCGCGCCAUCGACGCGGGUCUCUUCAGCGGGAGUAAGCUGCGCGACGUCUGCCAGUGGCGGGAGCGUUGGAGGUUCACCGACGCCGAGGCCAUGGGAGCGGUCGAGGCCGGGGUCCCACAUCCCGGGGUGACCGGCAUCGUGCCCUCGCUGCCCGACGGCAUGUCGCCGCUGGGCGCUGGAGGCGGCUGCUGGUCGGCGCCUGGGAGAGGCGCGAGGCUCGCGGAGCGCGGGCUGCGGCGCUACGCGGUGGCCGGCUGGCGGCUCGGCUGGGGCGGCUGCGGGGGCUGGCGGCGGGUGCCGCAGCGGACCGCAGUGACGCCGCGAGCGUGGGCCCGGGUCGGACCGAAGCUGCCCUGCCUGUCGGACUCCUCGGACUCUCGGGCCGGCCUUGGUUGUGUCGGCUUCACGGUGAAGGUCUUCGGGUUGUGCCAUCGUGUUGGGGUCUCCGUGUCAAUUGAGAAUCCAGCGUCCUCGAGGCUCCUGAAGUACCCGCCCCUCGUGAGCACCAUGCCGCUGCGGAGAUGGGCGCCUGGCGUGGAGAGCUACACGGCGGUCGUCAGCGCGUUCGCGGCGCAGGCUGCGACUGAUGGCGCCGUCCAUUGGUUCGACGCCAUGGUCGAGCGCGAGGUUACCCCGAACGCGAUAUCCUACAACGCCGUGAUGGACGGGUUCGCAAAGCGGGGCGAUGUAGCGACUGUGACUUCAUGGCUCGCAAAGAUGGCAGCGGCCAGCGUGCAGCUGACAUCUGUGUCGCUCGCGAUUGCCGUAUCCGCCAGCGUCAACGCCCGUGAUGGCGUUGAGGCUGCAAGACGGUUGCAGGAGAUGGUUGAAGCUGGCGUUGAGCCAGGAACCAUGUGUUACAAUGUUCUCAUAUCCAGUUGCGCCAAGAGUAGUGCGGCUGGGAAAGCGCUUCAUUGGUUCGAUAGUAUGAUUGAGAAGCGGAUUUCGCCAGACGAGGUCUCUUACACUGGGCUGAUUGACUGCUAUGCGAAGCGAGGGGAUGCCGAGAAUUCAGUUCUCUGGUUUCACAAGAUGGCCGAGGCCCGGAUUUCUGGCUCCAGGAUCGCCUACACUGCCGUCAUCGACUGCUUUGCGAGACAGGGCCGCGCGGAACUUGCGAUGAAGUGGCUGGAGGACAUGUCACGGGCCAGGCAGUCGCCUGACGUCAUCUCCUGCAAUGCUGUAAUCAAUGGCUGCGCCAAGAGAAAAGAUGUCCAAUCUGCGAUCCGCUGGUUAGAGCGCAUGAGCGCGAUGGUGGUUGCGCCCAACAGGGUGUCAUACACCUCCGUCAUCGACGCGUGCGCGCGAUCUGGGAGAACGGAUCUGGCACAGCGGUACCUCGAUCAGAUGGUGCAGGCCGGCCAUCUGCCGGACGCAGUUGCUGCCACGGCUGUUAUCGGUGCUUGCGCGCGAGGUGGCAGGGAAGCCCGUGGCGGCGAUUUGGCCAGCAGACUCUUCGAACG
Molecule: messenger RNA, 2777 nt
Organism: Prorocentrum cordatum
Lineage: Eukaryota; Dinophyceae; Prorocentrales; Prorocentraceae
Source: the annotation of a GenBank genome assembly